Pestalotiopsis fici W106-1 is the source of this 1038-nucleotide messenger RNA. RefSeq lists its product as uncharacterized. The transcript is spliced from 4 exons. Bases 1 to 1038 code for a protein of 345 amino acids. Gene Ontology annotation, molecular function: oxidoreductase activity, acting on the CH-OH group of donors, NAD or NADP as acceptor. NCBI's taxonomy places the organism in Eukaryota, Fungi, Ascomycota, Sordariomycetes, Amphisphaeriales, Sporocadaceae. The record is from RefSeq and is a predicted model, not a curated record.
AUGACCGUGGGUAGUAACACGUCCGGGGGAAAGGUGCUCCUCACAGGUGGAAGCGGUUUCAUAGCAUCGCACAUUCUCGAUUGUCUUUUAGCGGAAGGCUUCGAGGUAGUUGCAACAGCACGAUCCAAACAAAAAGGACAUCAGAUCAUUGGAGGAGUCGAAGCGCAGUAUGCAAAGAAUGUCGAGUAUGCCGUGGUUGAGGAUAUAGCCCAGCCAGGUGCUUUUGACAAUGUCCUUCAAUCUACCCCUUUCGACUUCAUCAUCCACGCCGCAUCGCCCUACCACUUAAACGUGGUCGAUCCAGUCAAGGACUUUCUCGACCCAGCCAUCAAGGGCACAACGGGUCUUUUGCAAUCCAUUGCCUCCCACGCCCCAACGGUGCGCCGCGUGGUCAUUACCUCCUCGUCGGCCGCCAUGCUCAACCCGGGCCACCACGCUGCAGUCUACGACGAGACCUUUUGGGCCCCCGCGUCUUGGGAGAUGGCCAUGGAUCCGGCCCACACGUAUCGCUGCAGCAAAGUGUUUGCAGAGCGUGCAGCAUGGGAAUUCAUCGCCAAGGAGAAGCCGCGCUUUGAUCUGGCCGUCAUCAACAGCACUUAUAAUUUCGGUCCCGUCCAGCGCCGCCUGCCGUCCCUCGACGCCAUGAAUACAUCGAAUCACCGCAUCCGCGACAUGGUGCUCGGUCGGAUGAAGGACAAGAUUGAGCCUACGGCGCCGGUUUACACGUGGGUCGAUGUACGAGAUGUUGGUGAAGCCCACGUCCGCGCAAUGACGCUGCCCGAGGCCGGGGGUAAUAGGUUCUACAUUGUGGGCGGCCAUUUUAGCAACAAGAGGAUUGCAGAUAUCAUUAGGAAGAACUUUCCGCAGCUCAAUGACAAGCUACCACCCGUGGACGUGGCCGACGAUCUGCCGGAUGACGUUUACCGGUUCAAUAACACAAAGUCGAGACAAGUGUUGAGACUCGAGUACACAGGAUUGGAGAAGAGUGUUAUUGAUACGGUGCGCUCAAUCUUGGAGCACAUGGACCAUGAUAUCUAA